Molecule: messenger RNA, 1209 nt
Organism: Marasmius oreades (fairy-ring Marasmius)
Lineage: Eukaryota; Fungi; Basidiomycota; Agaricomycetes; Agaricales; Marasmiaceae
Exons: 6
Coding region: 1-1209 (402 amino acids)
Source: RefSeq, a predicted model, not a curated record
AUGGAUCUACUUGGUGGUGUAUUUGAAGAAUUUUCACCAACAAGUGGAGAAAUUGGCAUUGGAACUUCUGUGGCAUUUCUAUUACUUUCAGCACUACUUGCUGAAGCAACGUCAAAUGACACAUAUAUCAAGGCUGCAAAUCAAACAUUUGAGUUUAUCAACAUUAACUCAAUUGAGGGUGAGACAACCUUCCUUGGUUUGGAGGACAACACAACAAAGGCAUGUUAUAAUUCUACCCACAAACCUUCAGAACUAUGGUAUCCACCAGCUGGAGACCUCAUUGAAGGAUUGACCAUCCUUGGAGCUGUUGAUAGCUAUUUCUCAAAAUUUGUUAAAGAGCACAUUCAAUCUCAAACCUUGUUGCGACAGAAUCAAAGGCCAGAUGGUAUCCUCGAUAUAGGCCCAAAUUACAUACCAGGAUUUCCAACUGGUGAUCCCUUCUUAGUGCGCGGGCUUAUGACUGCAUAUAGGAGAAAUGUCACUCCUGAAUUAAGUGACUAUAUCAAAACCUUUAUAGAUAUUCAGUAUAAUGGCCUACUCAACAACACCACAUAUCCAGGAACAAAUAUAUAUGGAGGCUCAUGGAUUGGCCCACCAUCACGAAUUCUUGACCUUGCUAACCAGACCUUUGCUGCUAUGGUACUUGUGCAGGCAAUUGAUCUUGUCCCUUCUCCUUCCCCUCCCUCCAAUGUUACCAGUGUCAAUACAUCAGGAUCCACAUCUACAAAAACUGGCACAAUAGUAGGGGGUGUUGUUGGUGGAGUGACUUUCAUUGCCAUUGUCACUGGUCUCAUUCUUCUUUUUCUUCAUAAAAGAAAGCAAGGCCACCAAGGUCCCACUUCAAUCCUUGCAUCUUCUACUCCAUCUGUAUUCAUCACAUCUUACCCUCCUUCCACAUACGGAAUCACUCCCUUUAUACUGCCAGAACCAUGGGAGAUGGAUGUUGCACCAAAACCUGCAAAGGCCAUCAUUUUUGACCCAAACAUUCAGCCAACUGCAGACGAACCAGUGGAUCCAGAGAACUUGAUACAGGGCUAUAGCAUGGCAGACCAACUCAGAGUAGAUGAAGUCACCAACCAUGCUGAGGAUGAUUUUGAGUCCAGAUUCCAGGCCAUGUCAACAGCACAUAUGGUUAGAAUCUUGAAUGCACGUUUGGAAAGCGAGACAUUGCCACCUACUUAUCAAAGUCAGGUUGGAAGUUGUGUAUAG